Anopheles marshallii is the source of this 378-nucleotide messenger RNA. RefSeq lists its product as uncharacterized. The coding region runs from base 1 to 378 and encodes 125 amino acids. The record is from RefSeq and is a predicted model, not a curated record. NCBI's taxonomy places the organism in Eukaryota, Metazoa, Arthropoda, Insecta, Diptera, Culicidae. The transcript has 2 exons.
AUGAAGUUGCUGUACGUGUGCUGUACCUUCCUGCUGGCGAUGGUGGCAUUUGGCAGCCUCGAAGCUGUCCCGGUGGAGCAGGUGGAGCAGGACGGGGCGAUGGUGGUGAUGGACGAUCCGAUGCAGGAUCAGCAACCACUCACGCUGGAAGACAUGGUUGCGGUUAACGAUCAGACCGUGAUGGAUCUGGGCGAGGUGGCUCGGGAGAAGCGACACCACCGGUACGGUGGCUACGGUGGUUAUGGCGGAUAUCGAGGCGGAUACGGUGGAUACGGUGGAUACGGAGGCUAUGGUGGCUAUGGAGGCUACAGAGGGGGAUAUGGGUAUGGUGGUCACCGUGGCGGAUACGGCGGUUAUCGUCGUGGAGGAUACUACUGA